UAUUAUCUAUGGUCAAACACAUAUGUCAUUUGCGAAUUGUUAUGAAAAUAAACUCAAAAAAUAAAACUUAAAAUUUUCGCUCAGAUUGUUUUUAAUAACUUCAUUUUCAUUUAUUUUUCUUUUGAUUAACAUUUAUAACUUUUUCUCAUAAAUACAAAGUGUUUUGCUCGAACGUUUGUGCGAGAGCAAUGUGUUUGGUUAAACCAUUUGUUUUUCUUUAGCCAAAUAUAUUUUGGUUGAUUUAUAAUGGAAGAAGUAAGGCAGCUGGUGCAGGAAGAAGGCAGAGAGGCGAGGAACCUCGUGGCUUUUCAUGUUGCCGUGGAUACUCCUGCUCGGGUGUCUCGCAAGCCACCUCGCGCCUUGCCUCCCGCCCGCCGCGCGCCUCCGCGGGCCACACGCCUCCGCUCCGCCUCGGCCGGUCGCGACAAACGCUCAGAACUUCGAGCUCGCUAUUGGGCAUUGUUGUUUGGAGAUUUGCAACGAGCUGUUGGUGAGAUUUACAAUACUGUUGAAGCUCACGAAAAUCUUAACGAGUGCCAAGAAGUUAUACUAGUUCUAGAGAACUACACGCGUGAUUUUAAGGCCUUGGGAGAAUGGUUCAGACUAAAAUGGGAAUACGACAAUACACCUCCACCACAGAGACCACAGAGCUUAGCAUGGGAGAUAAGAAAGACUGAUUUUGUAAGACCCGAAUCGAGGCGUACUUUUUCUGUUAAGACUUCGCCAUCAGUAUCAGGGAAAAAUAGUCCUUGUCUAUCGGGAUAUAACACGCCGAGUGGCAAGAAUAGCCCUAACUUAACCGGUAAAGCCAGCCCAGGCAGCGGGAAAAUCAGCCCUAGGAUAUCAUCUAACUCAAGUCCAAAAGCAACUGUUGAAUUUUUUAGUAAUAAAAUUGUUGCAUCUAAAAUAACAGCAAAACCUGAACCGAAAGUUGCCAAAGAAACUUCUCGAUUAUCUGAUAUCAAAGAAAAAGAUGUGACAUUGGAAAAUUCGAAAGAAAUAAAUGAUGACAUUAAAAUUGAAAAUAAAAUAUCAAAUAAUAAAGAAGAACAAAUAAAGGCAAUAACCGUCGAAAUUGGUACAGCGAAAGAAUAUCAAAAUGCUUGUCCAAAACAAGUAGUUGUUAAAUCACCAAAACAUGUUAAAACAAAAAUAACCAACAAUAAAAAAUCUGCAGAUGAUAUUUCUUGCCAGGCUAAAACAACUAUUACUCAGCUAGAUGCUAUGGAAAACGAGUUUUUAUAUAAACAACUAACUGAAAAUGAAGUAAGGAAUAAUAAUAUAAUUAACAAAGAUAUUGAGAAAGAAAACAUUAUAAAUAGCAAAAUUUCUGAUAUUGUUAAUAUAAAUGAUAAAAUUGAAAAAAUAAAGGGAGAAAAAGACGACUUAUUGACUAAAUCGCCUACUAAAUCCGAAGAUAAUUUUGCAGAUAUAUCGAACGAAAGUUCACCUAAAUUUAAUAUUGAAAAACCCCAAGAUAAAAAUGUUGAUAUAAAUAAAGUGCCAUUGAAAGCAAAUGAAAAUUCAGUGCACGAUUAUAGAAAUUUGAACGGUAACGCAGGAGAAUUGUUAACAAGUGACGCCAUUGGUUCAGAUAUUGAAAAAACUCAAUCAGAUCCAGUCAUAAACGAAUCAGAAAAUGAAAAGUUAAAACCCGAUGUUCAUAUAGGAAUAAUCAGUCAGAAUCUGAGUCCAUUAGUGGCUGAAAAAGUUGACGUUUGUAUUGAAGAUGAUAACGGAAAGGAAACACGAACAGAGGAGAUUCAAGAGAAGUCGAAACCCGUUAAAAUAGUAAACAGUAUUAAUUGUCCUGUUAUAAAAGAUACUCCUAAAAACGUAAAACUCAGUGGUGAAAAAAAGUUUGAUGAAACUAUUGGUGAAAUUAAUGAACCUACAAGAAACGUAACUGUUGAUAAUGUACAUAAAAAGAAUCAGAUUUUUACUACACCCAUAGAAAUGCAGAAUCAACCUCCGGAGACUGUUAUAAAUACUUGUGAUUCCUUAAAGAAAUUAGCAGAUUAUGAUUCAAAAGACCUCAUGCAAGAAAAAACUUUAAACAUGUCGAGUGAGGCAGAAAAAGAGAAAAAAACAACAACAAACUGCAAAGAAUUUACGAAAGAAGCAAUUGCUAUUGAAAAAGAUGAUUCUAAAAAAGAUCAAGAUUUGAAGAAGUUUGAUAUUAAAUCUAAUUUAGAGGCGAAACCAACUGCUAAGCCAGCUUAUUCGCAAGCAGCUGCAAAACCCAAAACAUCCACCCAACCAACAAAGGUGGAAGUGAAAACUCCAACACGAUUGGCUCGAAGUUCCACUGUAGUAGAAAUUCGGCCCACAACCGUACCUAAAACUCCACGAUCAUUCCAAAAAAAGAAUCAAACAAAUAAAUGCAGCUAUCCAUUCAAUUUAACGACUGGUCGUAGUAGCCUUUUUGAUGGUACAUCUAAUACAAAUAACAAAGGAGUUAUACCUAAACGAACAAUUAAUAGAAUUAGCCAAAAUAUGUCUUCUGCGGAUCCUAAAACUGUGACAAAUAAAGAAGUUAUUAAGAAACGUCCCCCAAGACCGAAUUCGCUAAAGAUUAAUGAAAAAACUGAUAAAAAAGAAAAGAGUUCUGCUUUAGAGAAAAAUAAAGAUAGCAAAGAUUUCAGCAGUUCUGAUACAGUUGUACCCCAAGGAGAUAUUAUGUCAAGAAUUGAAUCGAGUGAGAGCAUAAAAACUCUUGUGCCUGAAGAUCAUCACGUUUUGCAAGAUGUUGCGAAUUCCAUUGAAGUACUUAAUGUUGAUAGUAAUAAAAACGACAACGAAGGUUGGCUAACAGUUAAAUCUAGGCGACUGAGCCGUGAGUCUAAAAAGCACUUAAAGUCGCAUUGGAGCAAUAGAUUCCAUCAACCGUCAGCAACGACAAGUCUCCCUACUUUAAACAUGUUGGAAUCUCCUAAACAAGAGACAAAAAGUAUCGUCGUUUCUAAGGAGAAUAAAAUAGAUCGAGCUAAGUCCGAACAACCUCAACAAAUUGAAAAGCAACUUCAAAAAGUGGAGAAGAUUAAGCCCGAAAAGCUGGUUCCAUACGAAAUGUUGGUAAAUAAUGAAACUGUGAUUACCAGUGAAAACUUAGUUUCAAAUAGUAGCCUUGAUACGAACGAAAAACUGCCUCGAAAUGAGAAGCCAGCUUCAAGCAACAUUUUUGAGGGAACUCCGAAGUCCGAAAAGCUCGUGAAGAUUUCACCCAAACCGAAAUCUGAUAAUAAACUUAGAGAUGCGUCGAUGAUCAGACAGAAGUCUGAUGUAACUGGUUUAAGAACUAAAUCUUCGCGAAAUAAGGUGCUGACCAAAAGAGCGGAGAAAGUAAAGGAUUGUCAGAAAUGUGAUGAUACUUCUGAGUUAACGAAAAACCGUUUGCAUUCGUCUUUGGAAAGUCUAACAACCGCUUUAGCUAGAUCGCAAGAAAGUACGGCUGACGCUUUCGAUUUUGACAAGUGGAAGGCAGAAUUCAAAUCCACUUUCAAAUAUUUAGAAGACGAUGAUCAAAUGCCCGAUCAGAAUGAGAUAUUGAAAGCGGCUGAUCCUUCGGAAAUGUCCGAAAUAGCUGAGAUGACGUCACAAAUCGAAGAGAAUGAAAGGAUAAUCAGUUGGGCUUUAGAUUUCCAAUCGGAAGUUGAUCAGAGGAAAUUAUGUGAGGAGGAAGAUUUGUUGAAUAGGCAGAUCCUGGAACUACAACAGGUUUCUGAUAUUGAAAUAGACACUGAAACUGAUGAUACGGAAACGGAUGCAGAAAUCCUUUGUGAGGAUCCCCCAGCUCAAGUAUGCCCCACGGAAACUUUGGGAGCUCUAGCGGCAAGUCUAGAAGACCAAUAUGAAACUGCUCUCGCUGGUAUGUCUUGGGCAGAACGUGUCGACACUUUGGUGGUUUUAGAAGCAUUGGUUGCUAGGGACCCCGGAAGAGCACAACAACUGCAUGCUAAAUUGUCACAAGGGAUUAAACGCCGCGGGAGUUUACAGGAUGCUUUGCGAAGGCUUCAAGCUAAACAAGCUAGAGCUGAACGCCAAAGACUUGAAUAUCAGACAGAGCGUGCCAAAAAGAUACAUCAGUUGUUGGCACGCGUGGAAGAAGUUAAGGUGGCUAAAAACCAAUUGAUAGAGGAGAAGAGAAUGAGAAUGGAGAGGCGUCUUCAGAAGGCUGCAGAAAAUAGAGAUCAACAUCUAAAGGACAUAGUGCGCAAAGCACACGACGAAGAGGAAAAGCUACGCGAGAUCGCUUUCAUCAAGCAACUAGAGGCGGAGAACAGACGACACGAGUUCCUGGAGCAGUGUCGCACGCACACCACCAGACUGCGCCAGAUGAGAAGGGAUAGACUGCACAAAUUGGAACAAAAGGCAGCCCGCGAGGCGGCGGUGGGUGCGCGGCGCCAGGCGCUGGAGGUGGCGCGUCAGCAGCACGUGGCGAGCCUGCUGGAGCGGCGCAAGGAGCGUGACGCGCGGGUCGAGGAGCUCAAGGAGUUGAAGAAGCAGGAGAGAGACGACGCGGCGAGGGAGAGAGCAGAAGGAGUAAAAUCCCGUCUGUCAGCAUUAGCCGCGGCCGCGGAGUUGGAAGCUGACGCACUCCGGUCUCGAAUUCGAGACAAACAAGACGCUAGCCAGCAAAGGCUGGAAUCACAUCUACAGGCUAUUCGAGAAAAAGCCACUGGCCCAAGACAGGCGACAACAUCCGAAAGCCAAGACCAAAAUUCAAAAGAAGAAGAAGAGGAAACUCUUAGACUAGAUCAAGAGAGGAAAGAGAGGGAGAAACAGAAGAUGAUCAAUAAGAAGGCGAGGAAGCUGAAACAAAAACUAUUGCUCGCCGGUAACACAAACCCAAUUUUCGACGAUAACAUCACAACACUCGACACAUUCCUAAACCAAGCGACCAGCAAAGUAUACCGCGCUAUUAGCUCAAUACGACACAUUAUCGCCCCGUUGGUUGUCGAAACCAAAAUCGCCGACGGUAUCGAAGAUGAAACUGAAUGCUCCACCAAUGGUACCAGUAAAAAGAGGAAAAAAACUAAACCUAUGAACGGUGAUGUAAAAAAUGAACCAGAUAAGGAAAAUGUAACCAAAAAGAGAGAAACUAAUACAAAUACAGACUUUAGAAUAGAACCGAGUAGCAGUAAAGAGUGUGUAGAAGAAGUACCUAAACAACCGGAUGAGAAGGUUCUAGAAGUUUCCAAAGAGUCCAAAAAGAAGAGGAAGAAAAAGAAGAACGGUGAAGAUAAACUGACGUUAAACAUUGCCGGUUCUGUUUGUAGUUCUAUGAGCGACAUGAGUCGGACCAGCGGGAAGAGUGAAAGGAAAGCCAAAGUUGACCUGGAUUUACCGUUCUUGGAGAAACAAAUGAAUGAACUUUAUCGGUUGAUGGAGAGACAUGAAAAGAAUAAUAGGACUGAGAAGGCGGCAGUCCAAAGGUUCCAAGCGGUAAAAGUGAUAUCACAACUGCUCGCAGUUGCCGCUGAGAAAGAAGACCUGAACCCACCCAUAUCAGCCAAGUGUCUGACAACUGCCGUGACAUUGGUGACUCGCGUGAUGACGUCAUGCACGGCCACGGCAGCUCAAGUCCUCUCCACCAACACUUGCGUGCAUCAGGCGACGCUGCUGGCUAAGCAAAUGGAAAAGGAUCUACAAUCUGACGCGAGGGAGAUGGAGCUAGCAAAACAGCUUACCGACUGCAUAUCUGUGGCACUAGACUCCGUGCUCUGCGCUACCCGACUGCACGAGGACAACGGGACCAGACCUAAGGAGGAGUCAGAGAUCCUGGGCGAGUUGAGGAAUAGAGCUCACCAGCUUAUCAGCUACCUCUGUCUAAGCGGCGUCGUGACCAACGCAGAGAAUGCCGGGGAGGUUCGCGAAACCAUUCAGACACUACUGACGGUUUGCGCUGACCUUUGCCAUCCAUACCAAGCCGAUUUCGGCUCAGAGCGCGAACAUGCGAGGCAAGCACUUAAAACUGCAUUGGGCAAAAGCGUUUGCGGUUCCCGGGCAGAGUUCUGCAUGUUAUUUGCCAAGGGAGCAUCUUUAGGCCAAUGCGGAGAUUUCGUUAAAGCCGCCAGAACCUCGCAUUUGCUGAAGGCAAUAGCUGAAAUGGACCAUCACAUUGUACAAGAAGCGUUCGGCGAAGACGGCUGGCCUCUAGAAUUCAGAGCGGCAGUCGCAAGGCUUCUAUCUCAACACGCACCCAAUGAGAAGGAGGCGCCCAGGACUUCUGCUUUAGGGUUAAGCAAUCAGCGACUGGAUCAAACUCUCUCCGAGACUAUGGUGCUGGAUUUGAUUAUACUAGUCGGAUUCGUGGUUGUGAAUAACCCUCAACUACAGGAUACAAUCUGCGAGGGGUGGAGCGUGAUCAAGACGCUGUGCACUCUGCCCGCUAACUGGUUCGUCUCGGAAGCGCGAUGCAACGCGCUGUUGCCGACGCUCAUCACCCUGGCCGACCGGCCGCAGUCCGCAGCUGCUAUUGCCUCGGAAAUGAGCAUGAGUAUACUAGAAGAGUUCUUGGAAAACCCAGGUUAUCAGAAAAUAAAACUCAUAAAAGUUAUCAAACAGGGGCGAGCGAAGAAAAAUUCCGCUAAGAAGUAAUCCAGAGUAACAAUAUCCGAAACACCAAAAUCACUGUAUUAGUUGAUAUAACAUAACAACUAAAAUCGAAUUUAAGGCUAAGAAUAGAUAACCCAGGCUUAAUUAUUAAUGAGGCUUUAUGUCACAAAUGAAUUGCGAAAUGAAAUACAAUUACCUACCAUUUUUUACAAGUAAAAUGGCCUAUAUCUUGAUGUAAAAGAAAGUAUCAAGAAAAUGACAAUGUGACAUUCAUUAAAAUCCAAAAUAACAUGACACUUUGUUUUAUCAAUUAAAAACAUAGAGAACAAACGCUGUAAAUUGAUCUUUUACCUGUUUGAUAAUAAUAAAUUAAAUAUAAUUUCAAUAAAAAUAAAUUAUCACUGUACUUAAUGUUAAAACAAACAGUAACACAAAACGAAACGUAACUCUUUCAAUUUCUUGUACCGUAAGGCUGUGAGGAUGUACGGUGUUACAUUAUCAAUAUUAUAAGAAUAUUAUAAGAUUCACCAUAAAAGGAAAUAUUUAUUGUAUUGACAGUAUCGAUACAAAAUUGGCUUGAAUCCGAUGUUUUGUAUAUCCUACGAUACCUGAAUCACUAUACGGUAUUGAUUUUGUAACACUGCCCCAGUUAAGAAAUACAUUUAAGAUAAAUUGUCACGAAAACUUAAAUUAUACUGUCUAAUUGCGGUAUAUUUAUGGAAAGCUUAUAAUUAUUAUUAAAUACCAUUCAGGUUCAAAAUGUUGAAUUCUCAUAAUGUUGAAUUUGCAAAAUGUUGAGUCCUAAAAUGUUGACCUAAAAAAAGACUUACCGUCAAGGUUGUCAGUUUUAGACCAUUUUUUGACGGGGGAUACCUCAAAAACUAAACGAGAGCUGAAUAUCCAGCAGGGGGGGGGGGAGCUUGGGGUGCCUAUACCCCCCCGCCCCUCAAAUCCAAGGCAAAGAUAAAUUAUUUUGCAUAGUACUUGCAUUUAUCAAAUUUUUUGGUAAAUAUUCAACACAACUCCGAAAUUCAACAUUUUACAAAUUCAACAUUAUGAGAAUUCAACAUUUUGAACCUGAAUGUUAAAUACUUAUAUGAGUAUUAUCUUAUUGGCGUGUUGCAGUUUACUACAAGAAACGUCAAAUUAAUGUGUAAUUUGAUUCAACAGUUUACUUAUAUUUUUGUAAGAUUUUCUGAAUGAAAUCUCAUACAAAACAAGAUGUAUUAAAAUAUUUUGCUAGUCCUGAUGUAUGGCCCUGUGACCCUGAAAGUGUUUUCUUAUAUGCUAUAAAGUGUUUUGAAUAAUAUGUAUCAGGGAUAUAUGACUUUGUAACCAGUAUCAUACUAUUAUGUCUUGUGUAUAUGUACUUAUCAAUUUUUAUUUGCAUUACGAAUGUGCAAUAUUAUUAUUAUUUAUUAAUGUGAAAACCAUUAGCAUCGCCAUAUUAAUAAAAACGCUUAACUGAUUUUCAAAUAGGUCCAAUAAUUUUUCUUUAUUAACUACAUGUUAUAUAAAUAAACUUUAAGACUUUACGAGUUUAUAAAUUAGUUUCAUUUGUACUUAUGAAAGUAUGGGUGGAGUUUAGUAUUUUUGCAGUUAUUAUGCAUACAAAUUGAAAACUUUUAGAAAGAUGAAUUUAUUAUACAGACAGAAACUUAAUAAUGAAUAGGAUAGAUUAUUAUUUUCGUCAUACUUUUGGAUGAAUAUAAAUUAUAGAUAAAUGAUUGCUUUCGAAACAUAUAAAACUCAUACCUAGAUAAUAAUUAGAUGUUGUGAUAUACCUACAAUCUACAUAGCUAAAUUGUCGUAUCGAUGUUACUUAUUUUAUCGAAACAGUAUCAAUAAAGUAAAAUAUUUACCCAAAAAAAAAUGAAUAAAUAACCUUCAGAGAUCACUGAAUAAUAUUAAAUUAUUAUACUAUAAUAUUUAUCAAUAAUAAUAAAAAAAUAUGUGUAGUCUGUCUUACCUUAACUUUUUGAUGUCUCUAUACAUAUUUUUCUACGGAUGUAAAACCUUUAAAGUUUAAAGCAUGAGCAAACAUCAAUUAAAUUUUGCGUUGUAUUAGUUGAUUUUCUAUUCCAACAUACUUUAUUUCCAAUUAUCCAGUUAGUGAAUUUUAUAAUCGCACAAAUAUAUUUACUAUCUGGAAUAAAUACUAUUCUUCUAUAACAUUUUCAUGGACUCAAGAAGACAGCUAAUUCUUUAUAAGAUUGCGAUAUGCUUAUAUUUUUUGUGAGAAUAUUAUCAACAAUUAAUUUGCGAUUAUUGUUUUAUGUUGUUAAUGAAAUAUAUUGGUUAAGUAUUUAUUUAAAUUAUUUUAAGCUGGUGUGUCUAACGCAUGAAAUAUAUAUAAGGUGUGCUAGGAGUGUGCCUUGCAAAACACCUGAUGUUUAUUCGAGAAAAUUGAAAGGAAAAAUAAAUUAGGUAUUAAAUUAUAGGAAUGCUGUGAUAUAAAAGGAAAAUAGGCAUUAAAUUGUUGGAAAACAUUUUAUAUUUGAAUAAAAAAUUUGAUAAGGGCUGAUAACGAUAAUGCACACAAUCGAAAGCUUUAGUCAAGACGGUGAAGUUUUUUUUCCAAUUUUGUAAUUAUUUUGUGAUAAAUCUUUUUUUAUGAACUGUGAUGUAAGUAUAUUUAUUAGUUUUUGCUGCGAAUGAUGUAUAGUUGUUUUAGUUUUAGCAACAGUGAAUCGAGUUAAAUGUAUUGGAUCUGUGAUUUCUUUCUUUUAGCGUUUAAUAACUCUCGCGUAUAACUUUCAUUGACUAUUUUGAGUAAGCGAUAAAUAAACGGUUUGUGUAACAACAAA
Maniola jurtina (meadow brown) is the source of this 9365-nucleotide messenger RNA. RefSeq names its product S phase cyclin A-associated protein in the endoplasmic reticulum (gene ssp3). Bases 247 to 6600 code for a protein of 2117 amino acids. The transcript has 21 exons. Lineage: Eukaryota; Metazoa; Arthropoda; Insecta; Lepidoptera; Nymphalidae. The record is from RefSeq and is a predicted model, not a curated record.